This is a messenger RNA of Pyricularia pennisetigena, 951 nucleotides long. RefSeq lists its product as uncharacterized. Bases 1 to 951 code for a protein of 316 amino acids. The record is from RefSeq and is a predicted model, not a curated record. NCBI's taxonomy places the organism in Eukaryota, Fungi, Ascomycota, Sordariomycetes, Magnaporthales, Pyriculariaceae. The transcript has a single exon. Gene Ontology annotation, molecular function: NAD+ binding.
AUGGCGCCCAAAUCAUCCGUCGAGGAGUUUCAGGCUCUCCUCGCCGGCGUCAUCAGCAGAAGCAAAGACGGCGGGCGUGGCCAGGGACGAAUGUUGGCGAUCCUCGGCGCAGGCCUCGCGGCACCGUCGGGUCUACCGACGAUGCGAGGCCCCGGUGGUCUGUGGCAGCGGAAGACAGCGGCAGGCUCCGAGUCGACCAGCAAAAUCGACCUGGAGAUGGUAUGGCUCUACUAUGCGUGGCGGCACCACCUCGCUGCAGGGGCUUCACCCAACGCCGCGCACAAGGCCCUUGCACGCCUGGCGAGGCACUGCCAUCAUCAAUCCUCAUCAUCCAGUGCAGCCGCCGCCCCGCCGACAAACAAAGGGGAACCAGCGGCUUCAUCUCCGCCCAGCCUCGAGCUCAUGUGCCUGAACCUGAGCCUGGAUGACCUGCUCGUACGCGCGGGCUACCCACCCGAGUCCCUUCGCUCCGCCUUUGGCUCCAACAUGGCGCUCGUCUGCUCCGACACGGCCGCAUGCUCGGCCGUCCGGCGGACGAGCACCACAGACCGUCCCUGCCCCUCGCUCGUCUCAGAAGGCGACGAGCCCCCGCGCUGGCUCACUGACCCGACGCUCCCCGUACCGGAUCUGGAACCCUCAAGGUUUCCACACUGCGCUGCCUGCGGAAAGCACCUCGUCCGGCCGUCGGUUCAGCCCAACCGCCAGGCGCUGGCCGACGUGGAUGAGUUCGUGGCCAGGAAGCCCGCCGUCGACGUGGCGCUGGUCGUCGGGACGGCGGCCGUCCUGCCCCCGGCCCCGAGGUACCUGCACGAGACCAUGAGACGAGGGGCGGUGGUUGUGGUGGUCAACCCGGACCCGUCCGUCGCCGAGGCGCUGCGGGACGAGGAUUUCUUUUUUCAGGGGGAUGCGGCCGAGAUUCUCCCUCGUCUGUUCGACAAGGUCGUAUCUUAA